AUGGACUCCGAGACAUACCGUGAAAAGGGCAGGUUGCUCACGUGGUCCGACGAUGAUUCCAAUAGCGAGGACCACACGCGCGGGACAGGCCGACGAUCUUGGGCGCCAAUUACCAUCAUAGCACUUUCAUGUUCAAACCUUUUCCUCGUCGCUUUAUGCGCGUGCCUCGCACUGCGAGGGGUCGGUCAACCAACACCACACACCGGCCCGGACUCAGGGCCCUCGUGGCUUCCACCACAAAUACCGAUGAAAAAGACGCUCAUUUCCGAACCUAUAUAUGGAGGCCCGGUUACGAAUGAGAGCGAGAAAGCUUGGGAUGAUUUGAUGCCACUUGGCCGUGGGUUUGUCGUUAUCAAAAACGAGACCGCGCUCCCGGAGGUGCCUAAGUUCAAUGCGACCAUGGGCGAGUAUAAGGGAGUGAUAUCGGUCUUCCACCAGCUGCAUUGCGUGUGGGCAACUCGGGAGGCCUUCUUUAAGUUGCUGCGGGAGGGCAAUUCGACCGAGAUCGACCUCAGACACCUAAGUCACUGUUAG
Messenger RNA from Colletotrichum siamense, 534 nucleotides. RefSeq names its product Oxidase ustYa (gene ustYa-7). NCBI's taxonomy places the organism in Eukaryota, Fungi, Ascomycota, Sordariomycetes, Glomerellales, Glomerellaceae. The transcript has 4 exons. The record is from RefSeq and is a predicted model, not a curated record. Bases 1 to 534 code for a protein of 177 amino acids. Gene Ontology annotation, biological process: mycotoxin biosynthetic process.